Messenger RNA from Anarrhichthys ocellatus (wolf-eel), 3230 nucleotides. RefSeq names its product RAB35, member RAS oncogene family b (gene rab35b). The coding region runs from base 592 to 1197 and encodes 201 amino acids. Lineage: Eukaryota; Metazoa; Chordata; Actinopteri; Perciformes; Anarhichadidae. The record is from RefSeq and is a predicted model, not a curated record. Gene Ontology annotation, molecular function: GTPase activity; GTP binding. The transcript has 6 exons.
GGAGAGACCCGGAUGAAUAUCUGAAGCAAAAUGUUUCAAAUGUAUGUUAUGUUGCUUGGACAUAUUAACCAUUUCUAUAAGGUGACAUAAAUCUGAUAAGUGUUAAUAGAGGGGUGGAUUUAAUAUAUUCUGUGGUUGUCAGUGUGUAUAUAGUUUUGCUCUGAAUUAUUUUUAAAGAUGUGUAAAGGAUCUAUUUAUUUAUUGGAUCCUGCCUGUAGAUGUUAAUCAACGGUACGGUCCUUGCCCUUGAGUGGCAUGAGGUUGGUGUUCAUCAAUGGGAUGGGACGGCAGUGCUGUAGCAGGAGCGUGCGCAGUGAGGCCGGGUGAGAGUUGGGUGCAGCUCCAUCAAGAGAAGGAAGCGGAGUUUCCGGCUGUUUGCAGCGGAGGGAGAGGAUUGCUGACUCCGCGAAAGCCCCAGAAAAACGCCGCCGGCUCGGGGGGGCUAGCAGUUUCUAGUAUUGGUAGUGGUCGUUUGCUUUGGUACCAGGGGAUCUGGGGGCUGGUGAUAUAUUUUUUUUUACACGAGCCGAGAGGUCGGACAGCAAACGGAGUAAAGCGGCACAAGGCGGGGGUGAGCCACCAGCUACCGGCAUGGCCAGGGACUACGAUUACCUCUUCAAGCUGCUCAUCAUCGGUGACAGCGGAGUGGGGAAGAGCAGUCUCCUCCUGCGAUUUGCAGACAACACGUUUUCAGGUAGCUAUAUCACCACGAUCGGUGUGGACUUUAAGAUCCGGACGGUGGAGAUCAACGGGGAGAAGGUGAAGCUACAGAUCUGGGAUACGGCGGGGCAGGAGCGCUUCCGCACCAUCACCUCCACAUACUACAGGGGAACGCAUGGGGUCAUAGUGGUAUAUGACGUCACAAGUGCAGAGUCCUUCGUCAACGUCAAACGAUGGCUUCAUGAAAUCAACCAGAACUGUGACGACGUGUGCCGAAUAUUAGUGGGAAACAAAAACGACGACCCCAACUCCAAGGUGGUCGAGACGACUGAUGCACAGAAGUUCGCCGAGCAGAUGGGAAUCAACCUGUUUGAGACGAGUGCAAAAGAGAACAUCAACGUUGAAGAGAUGUUCAACUGCAUCACAGAGCUAGUGCUAAGAGCCAAGAAGGAGGUGCUCGCCAAGCAGCAGCAGCAGCAACAGAACGACGUGGUCAAACUCACCCGGAACAGUAAACGAAAGAAGAAGUGCUGCUAGCAAACUCGGAAGCCAUCCACGAAAAGGCCGGCCACGUCUUUUCUUCACACAUGCAUUUACACAAGGACUCAGAGCAUCUAAAUUAAAAGAGCAGAUAAAGAUUUAAUAAAUAUACGGCGAAAGAUUUAAAAAAAGAAUAAAAUAAAUGGGGGAAAAAAUGUCCCGUUUGGACUAACUAAUCAUGAAGACUUCCAAAAAAACCAGUGUACAGAUUUUAUUAGAGGUCAAAUCAAGUUUUAUUUGGAAUUGAGCAGAUGGGCACUAUUGACCUGAGGUCCUCCUUCCUUAAAGGAUCUGCGAGCCGACAACCGAUCGCCACAAUGCUCGGAUUUAUCUCCACAUAACCCCCCCCCACUCCCCCCACUCUGCGUCUCAUCUCUCCUUCUCAUUCCACUGCACACGGGACAUUCAGAGUCGAGUCUGACUCUGCGCCUGAGGAGAAGGAGGGGUCACCUUUUUCUGGAUUUAUUUGUUUGUUUCUAGUUUAAUUUGUUUUGGGUGGGGGUGUUUUUUUGGACCGGGCUUCUGAGUGAGAGUGGAGGUCGCACCACCUCUCUACAGUUAAAACAUUUCAGACACCUUUGUUCCCACGACUCAGGCCGAGAGAUCAUGAACUGUUAGAUUUUGUUUUAUUUGACAUAUGGGGGGAAAAAACACACUGAUGACGAUUGGUAGACGACCGUUAGCAACUAAUCUGAUGGACAGAACUGGUGACCUUUCACGUUUUGUUUUUCUUUGUCUAUAUUUGCCAAUCUUCCCAUCCUUUAACCUCCAAUAGUGCUGAGCCAACAAGAAUUGAUUUUAUUUUUUUGUCUCCUUUUCUUUCUUUUCUUUUAAAGUGCGACAGAACAGUUGAACCCUCUCUGAAAGCACCGUUCACUGCAGUCUUACUACUCUUUGCUUUUAAACCUCUACGUCCACCUUUAAAAAGAAAAAUAAAAAACAACAAAAAAACAACAAUGAUACUGCCAAUAUUCUACAAAAAAACAAAAUAGCAGCUCAGUGGUGCCCCUCAUUUGGACUGUUGCCAUAGAGGCGCCUGGUUGGCCAUGAGGCAGAGUGAAUCAGGAACUGAUGGGAACCUGUUCAGUCCUCAGGAAGUGCUCAGGGCUGCCCUCCCUCUUCCCCCCCCACACACACACACACACACACACAUAUCAGCCCCUCUCACAGCGACGGACUCACCUGCUGCAUUUGGUUCAUCAAGGGAGCACGAGGAGGCUCGUGCUCUGGAAACUGUUCUCGUGGUCGUCCAAUCCAUAGCUGACUGUGUUUUGAGCAUGUAACACUUUGUUUGAAGGGGUCUGUGAAAGGUUAUGCCUGACAUGCAUCUUACACUGUCCAGGAUUUACUGUAUUGCAGAUUAUUCUAAACAGUUGACUAAUGUUAAAGUCUGAUGUCAUGUUUUUUUCUUUGCUUUCAAACAUGUCACCCCCCCCCUCCCCCUUCUACCUGUUCAAUUGAAGUGUUACCUCACAGUGUUUCAGGCCUCCUCCGCGGUGAGUGUGGCAGUUAAUGUGAGAACAAAUGGAGAUGGACUGCAGCUCUGGAUCCCAGUGUGUUGGGGCCUGAGCGCUCUUUCUGUGCACCGCCAGGGUUUGUCAGAGGCCGAAGCGUCUGUUACUGACACAUUUGUUUUUGUUUUCUUUAUUUUGAAUUUGGGAGAGCAGUGAACGGAGAGAGCUGAGCUUCUCUUUGGAAGCGUUUAGUGUUCGUCCUCUGGGCAGACUCUGGCAGCCGCUUUGGGAUCCUGUCACCUCCGGGGCCUAGGAAUGGUAUCAAAUCCCACAUUUCUAUUCGUUACGUGUAUGUAUAUAUAAAUAUAUUUGUGUGUUUAUAUUCAGUAUAGAACAUACACACAUAAUUAGCACACCAAACUGUGCAUGUGUAAAACAUGCCCCGUGUGGUUGAAACACACACUCGUCAGCUGUGGUUUGCUGUACACUGGAGAAGAAGAGAUGUACUAUUCAGUUUUCCCUACAUGAAUUUAAUCAGUAAUAAACAUUUUAAAGGAAUAAAUAUUUGACACAUAA